AAAAUGUGAACCAUUUAUGACUUCAGUUGAGCUUGCAGAUAUUAGAUGAAGGUUGCCAUCUCGGCAGAAAUUCAGCAUGGCGAGGAAAAUUGUAGGCGCUGCUCUUGUUCUUGUGGUUUUGUGUGUUAGUGGAGAAGCAGAGGCAUAUUUAUGCAGUAAGAAGUUAGACAUCGUAAUAGCAGCAGAUGUGUCUGGCAGCAUGAACGACAACCAAUUUAGACAACUACAGACAUUUCUGUCAACGUUAGUGGAUAACAUCAAAAUCUCCAAAACAAAUGGCGCACGGGUCAUCGUCUUUGCCUUUGAUGACCAGAUAAAUAGUCUAACAUCAAGCUUCAGUGAUAGAGUAACAAGAGUUCGAUCUGAGAUUAAGAGACAGAUAAACAGCUUACAAUUUACUGCCGGAGCUACAGUGAUAAAUACGGCAAUAGAAGAAGCCAAGAAUUUACUUAGCUCCGCAAACCGCGAUAACGCACAAAAAGUAGUCGUGUUUGUAACUGAUGGUGUGAAUUUUGGUGGAACUGAUUCACUUGUUCUGCCAGCACAGGAAUUGAGAAAUGUCUCGACAUUCAAUGCCAGAGUUAUCGGCUUAGGUAUAGGUGAAGCUGGCUCCGUUAACGUUCUUGGGCUUCGAGUACUUACCGGGCGAAAUGAUCGCGAUCUUAUUCUGACGUUCGAGACCAGUUCAGGAGGCAAGUGCUGUGAGGACGAUGAUGAUGAUGACGGAGAUGACCGCAAACGUCGUCGUCGUGAUGAUGAUGAGGACGAGUGUGAUGACCGCCGUCGGCGUCGACGUCGCCGUGAUGAUGAUGAUGAUGAUGAUGAUGAUGAUGGCGGCUGCAGCAGCGGCGUUAGCAACGAGCUCAAAAAAGUGAUCAACUUAAUUUGCCACGGCUGACCAUGAAAAGAUUUAUAGAAGUAACUCAGCUUGGCUUAUUAUUCGAUAAAACGACGCGAAACGACCUAGAACACAUAUGAUUAUGUUUGUUCUUGCUUCGAAUGUUGCAAGAGUGAGUUUGUAGAAGUUUUCGUUCGAGACUGUUUCUCUAACAACACCACUCAUUCCUCCUGAUAGGAAAAUUGUAGAUUAAAAGUGUUCAAAAAGUUGUCAGAAAUGGCCUGCGCUAUACUUGAUUUAUAUCAUUACAUGUUUGGCGGAGAAAGUAGCUGAGAUAAGUUUAGUAUUUAUAUCAGAAAGCUAACACUGCAUUAGAUCUUUUAAGGAUAAUGUAGGCUUCAUUAGCCUUUAACGUGUCUUUAGGAACAUCACUUUGGACCUGUUACAAACUGGAACGCUGGAAAAAGAAUUAUUUAUCAUUAUGAUAUUUGACAAAUCCAAGUAUUGCUUGGACGAAAAAAUCAUGUAUGAUGUACUGGGUAUAUUUACUCAACUUUAUAGAUUCGUAAUAAUGCUCUUCAAAAAUAACUUUUAUGAAGUCGAAUUGAGCAGGAACUCUGAAAUAUGUCAUGUUAGGCCAAUUGAAGAGUAUUAAUCAUGCGCGAAGUCAAUGAUAGCAGAGUGUUGCAAUAGACUACUCUCGUUUUCAUUUCACGUGGGCCCCGAACCUGCUUUAUCUACCACUUUCAAAUAAAGUUCUCUCUUUAAAAGAAGCAAA
This is a messenger RNA of Stylophora pistillata, 1616 nucleotides long. Its product is annotated as matrilin-3. The record is from RefSeq and is a predicted model, not a curated record. Lineage: Eukaryota; Metazoa; Cnidaria; Anthozoa; Scleractinia; Pocilloporidae.